Messenger RNA from Spodoptera littoralis (African cotton leafworm), 933 nucleotides. Lineage: Eukaryota; Metazoa; Arthropoda; Insecta; Lepidoptera; Noctuidae. The record is from the annotation of a GenBank genome assembly.
AUGUUACCUCAAAUAUUUUUGUUAUUGUUGACAAUAGCCACACGAACCAACCAGGAGCGCAUCAUAACCACGCUUAAAUACUCCACAUUUCGUGUGGCUCCCAAAGUAAUUCAUGGAAACCCGGUGUUGAAGGGCCAGGUCCCCUACCUAGUCUCUAUAAAGGAGUCUUCAAUCAACAUCACCCGGGCGAAGAAGUUAUGGGUCAACCUUUGUGGUGGAAGCAUCAUCAAGAGCACCCAAGUGCUGACAGCUGCGCACUGCUUUGAAGACAAAAAUUUUUACUAUGCUAAAAACUUUUAUUUGUUGCGGGUCGUGGCGGGGAAUACGCGCAACGAUUUGAUAGAUUCAGGUCGCACGUCAACAUCAGAAAAAGCUCAAUGGCGGACUAUAGUAAGGGUGGCAAUACACGAACGCUUCAAUUUCCCCUUAAAUGACAUUGCACUGGUAAUCGUGGACACUCCAUUUGUGUUCUCAGACACAGUCAAUUACAUUAUACCAGCGAGGAAGUUGACAGAUUAUCCUAAAACAUGUAUAGCGGCUGGUUUCGGCCAGACUGGCAAGGGACCUGAAAUGUCUCGGGAACUGUUAUGGGCCGACAUCGCGGUACUCUCGAGACAGCAGUGCAACACGUGGUGGGAGAUGGAAAUGAACGACUUCAUCUGCACUAACUCUCAGGCUUCAGACGUUGGAGGUGGCGACUCCGGAGGUCCUUUGGCCUGCUACGGGACCCUCGACCCUAAUGAGCAGAAAGGCAGGGACCUCCUAGUAGGCGUCGUGAGCGGCAAAAACUAUGACAAAACUACGCUCUUCACCAGAGUAUCUGCCUUCGACCAUUGGACCUGUAACCUGGUGCACCUGUUACUAAAAUGUGCGCUCAUCGAAGAGUCGAACAAACAUCCCACUUACAUAAUAAAACACAGAUUACUAAACUAG